Molecule: messenger RNA, 1289 nt
Organism: Odobenus rosmarus divergens (Pacific walrus)
Lineage: Eukaryota; Metazoa; Chordata; Mammalia; Carnivora; Odobenidae
Gene: STEAP1
Product: six transmembrane epithelial antigen of the prostate 1
Exons: 5
Coding region: 162-1181 (339 amino acids)
Cellular component (GO): plasma membrane; endosome
Source: RefSeq, a predicted model, not a curated record
GGCACCUGCAGGUGGCGCUGGACAGGCCUUUGACAAAGAGGCGGGGUCUGAGGGGGAGAGCAGGCUUGGCGCUCCAGGGCUAGGACACCUUGUGGGGCUGGCCGGUCCCCGCAGCAGCUGCGCCGCAACUUACCGUCUGGUCGCGCCGAGGAGCGGAAUUAAUGGAGAGCAGACGAGACAUUACAAACCAAGAAGAACUUUGGACAAUGAAGCCUAGGAGAAAUCCAGAAGAAGAUGAUUACUUGGAUAAGGACUCUGGAGAGACCAGCAUGCUGAAAAGAACUGUGUUUUCGCACAUGCACCAAACAACCCACUUUGAUGGAUUUGACUGCCCCUCCGAGCUUCAGCACAAACAAGAACUCUUUCCAGUGUGGCGCUGGCCAAUUAAAAUUGCUGCUGUCAUAUCAUCUCUGACUUUCCUUUACACUCUCCUGAGGGAAAUAAUUCACCCUUUUGUAACUUCCCACCAACAGUAUUUUUAUAAAAUUCCAAUCCUGGUCAUCAACAAAGUCUUGCCAAUGGUGUCCAUCACCCUCUUGGCGCUGGUCUAUUUGCCAGGGGUGAUAGCAGCCAUGGUACAGCUUCAUAACGGAACCAAAUAUAAGAAAUUUCCACAUUGGUUGGAUAGAUGGAUGUUAACAAGAAAACACUUGGGGCUUCUCAGUUUCUUUUUUGCUGUGCUGCAUGCAAUUUAUAGUUUAUCCUAUCCAAUGAGGCGAUCCUACAGAUACAAGUUGCUCAACUGGGCAUAUCAACAGGUCCAACAAAAUAAAGAAGAUGCCUGGAUUGAGCAUGAUGUUUGGAGAAUGGAAAUGUAUGUGUCUCUGGGAAUUGUGGCACUUGGAAUACUGGCUCUGUUAGCUGUGACAUCCAUUCCAUCCGUGAGCGAUUCUUUGACAUGGAGAGAAUUUCACUAUAUUCAGAGUAAGCUAGGAAUUGUUUCCCUUCUUCUGGGCACAAUACAUGCAUUGAUUUUUGCCUGGAAUAAAUGGGUAGAUAUAAAACAAUUUGUGUGGUACACACCUCCAACUUUUAUGAUAGCUGUCUUCCUUCCGAUUGUUGUCCUGCUCUGCAAAGCCGUACUGCGCCUGCCAUGCCUGAGGAAGAAGAUACUGAAGAUUAGACAUGGUUGGGAAGAUGUCACCAAAAUUAAUAAAACUGACAUAUCUUCCCAGUUGUAGAAUCACCGUUUACACACAUUUUUGUUCAAUUGAUAUAUUUUACCAUAAAUGUUUCAGAUUUGUAUUUGUUUGAUAAAGUGACCACUUGAGGGUCUUAAUGUAUCUCUU